Molecule: messenger RNA, 6831 nt
Organism: Acanthopagrus latus (yellowfin seabream)
Lineage: Eukaryota; Metazoa; Chordata; Actinopteri; Spariformes; Sparidae
Gene: mtus2b
Product: microtubule associated tumor suppressor candidate 2b
Exons: 15
Coding region: 449-4084 (1211 amino acids)
Cellular component (GO): cytoplasm; nucleus
Molecular function (GO): microtubule binding
Source: RefSeq, a predicted model, not a curated record
GCAUGGUUUGUCCUGCAGGGGGCGACCUGAGCCCGUGUGGACAGGGGCGUCAGUCUCCUCUGCUCUCUCCUCUCCUUCUCUUCUCUCCUCCUCCCUGUUUUCCAGCGAUGCUGCAGACUGUAUACUCCUCAUCACGGCUCAGCCUGGAUGCUUCACCUCCUCCUGCCUCCUCCUCUUCUCCUCUUCACCGUGGAACUCCUCUUCCGGCGGAUCGCACCUGAAACUGAAACGAUAAGGACACCAGAUGUCAUGAGGACCAAAUUAGACAUGAUACCCAACACUCUGAUUAUUGCCUCACUGGAAUGAAAAUGUGAAAAUCAGUGCUAGGCCCCCUGCUGUGCCACUAAGACUCUUUGAUGGGUAGACUGACUUUUUCCUGAUUGAUGCCAUGGAUGAGUGAUCGUUAAAGUGCUCUUCAGGGCGCUGUCAAGUCAGAGCUGUUUCCAAAAUGUGUGAUCGAGGAGAGCCCUUCGGCGAGGGGGAGCUGAGGAAUAACAACCAGCAGGCCGGAUUGCUGGCUGACGGGGACGCCAACGCCAAUGAGAUCCGGCCAGAGGAUGGUAGGGGGACGGGUGAUACUGGCACUCUGUCGGCGGUGACCACUGAGCAGACGGAGCAGGACAAAGUCAUCAUCUGGGGUACAGACUCCCAGUGUGACGACCCCGAGCUGGCUGAGUUUGAGAUGCUGGAGUGCCAGGAGCUGGAGGCCUACCUGGUGGACGACGGAGAGGACUUUGUCGGGCUUGCAGACCGGAAGGACCUUCAUGAGCAGCCUUCAUCGUGCAGCAAAGCCACAGCAGAACGGGACACAGAUAAUAAGAGCAGAGAAGAAAGACGGUCUGUUCUGCAUUGUGCCAGUGAGCAGGAAUGCAGUGCCUCUCAUGUCUCUGAGAGCAGAGAGGCCUCCAGAACCGAGUUAAGCUCUGAAGCUGAUGUCUUUGUGACCUGUCUGUCCACCAUUUCAAGCAUGGACACCGCUAUGGACACUGCCGGGCGGACCCAGACGACAGACUCCUGGCACAUCGCCUCAACCAUCUCAGAGGACCUGACACUCAUUUCACAGACGUGUAACACCGCCACAGAAACAACCAUGGCCUCUAGAAGAGAUGACCACCCCUGCAAAAGCACAAAAACACUGAAAGAUGUGGACAUGAAUUUGAAUUCAACAGUUCGGUCAGAAGUGAGCAAUGGCGUUGUCACUGAUGAGUGCAGGAAGAACAAUAACCAGAGAAAUAAAGCGGGGAUCACCAUUUCAGAGGGCGAUUGUGAUCGAGGGAGAAGCACCGAGCACAAGCGUUUACACACUGCAAAAAAAGCACACGAAGAAAGCAACACUAAAAUGGAUAAAAGCACACAAGCCGACGAGGCUCCUGAUGUGAACUACAGCCCACACAAAACAGGUAUAAAGGCGACUCAAUCAUCGAUAGAAUCCAAAGCCAUAAAGAAACAAGGAUCAUUUGAUAACUCACUGAGAAAACAAAAUUCCUUCGACAGGAGUUUUAAGAAGCAGCCGUCAUUUGAGAAUUCCUUCAAGAAGCAGCUCUCCUUUGAUAACAGCUUAAAAAAGCAGGGCUCCUUUGAGAACACUGUCACCACCAGCUCUUCCAGUCUGGAGAGAAGGAAGCCAUGGGGGAGCCCGAGCCGACCUUCUUCCCCUAAAACUACCUCCUCGUCCCCCAAGAGACGUCCGCCUGGUUCCCCAGCCAAAGUCCAGGGCAUGAGGGCUCUGAGCCUGGAGCGCAGCGACUCCCCUCAGAGAGGUCUAAGUCAAACAGUCAAACCUCCGGGUAAAACAAGUUUGAGCAGCGGUAUCCCCAAACCAGUCAUGUCUCAGCAGAAAGAGCCUGAACCCAGGAGGUCUUCUCCUCCACAGAAGCCUAAAAAUGUCCGACCGAAAAUCAUCACCUACGUCCGAAAGAAUCCUCAAGCAAAACCACAAUCAGCAGAUGCCCCAUAUGAGGCGUCUACAGUCCCGCAAAGACUGUCCUCUUACUCCAGCCCGCAAGCUCAAAAAGACCAAAAGGUCGGUCCUCAGCCUAAAUCCACAGCGGUGCUUUGUUCCUCCAACCUGCUGUAUGACAAGUACCGGCAGGAGAUGCAGAAGACGGGGUACUAUUCUCCAGGCAUGGCUGUGACCGGGGUGAAACCUCCGAGCAGCUCCGUCCUCCAGAGACUGAGCGGGAAGUCGGACAGUUUUCACGAGGAUGCGCCUGAGAAAUAUCUGCAAGAGCAGCAUGUUAACCAAGAAGGAGCCGGUGUCUAUCGCUCACCCAGAGCUCUGAGGCCUCAGCUGGGAUUAGGGGCGGUCACCAGGCAGCCUGCCGCCAAGACAAGAGUUCAGCAGACAGGUCAGAGGUCGACCACGACCCCGAGCCAUUCCACCCAGGCAGCCGGAGCGUCCACACAAGGCUACCAGGACUCUGCAGGAGAGCAAAAGAGAUCAGGAGACAGAGGUCCAGAGACCACCCCCAAGAGCCUCCUGCUCAAACCAGGCCAGUCUGGUCUCCGUCCUCCGGGCUUCUCCGCCCUGCCAGCUGCCCGUCUGGCCACCUUCGGCUUUGUCCGGAGCUCCAGCGUCUCGUCUGUGUCCAGCAACCAGUCGAACGAAAGUGGUCAGAGUGAUCCCUGCCGAGCUUCUCAGCAUCCCAGCAGCGGCAGCGAUGACACACCUCUCCACAAAGCGACACCGCCCCCCACCGAAGCCUCCCAUCCUCAGAGCCGGUCUCAGCCCCCCAACGCCCCCAGCCUGCAGCGCCGCAGCGUGCCGCCGCAGCGCAGCUCCCCUCUCGCCUCGAGGAGGGAGAUGCAGAGAGACGUGGAAGCUGUGCUGCCACCAAAGUCGUCUCCUAAAAGAUUUGCAGUGGUUUCACCCAAACCACAGUCCCCUGUCCGUGGGAGGACAGCAGCAGCGACAGGAGGUCCUGGGGCGGUUCGGACUGAAAGGGCCCAGGAGCUGGACCGGGCUCUGAUCCAGCAGCUGAGAGAACGUUGUGAGCAGCAGGCCCUGCAGCUGGAGAGCCUUCAGGCCCAGUUAAAGAAGGCCUCGCUGUGCCUGGACGUCUUCGGCAUCACCACCCAGCACUUCUGUCAAAAGAGUGAGAGUGCCAUUGUGAAGGAGAGGGAACUGUCCCUGGAGCUCGCCAGAAUCAGGGAUGAAGUGGCUUUCAGUGUUGCACACUGGGAGCAACUGCAGAAGGAGAAGCAGGAACUGGAGCGGCGUUUCGAGGCUGAGCUGCAGGGUUUGCGGGCUCAGCAUCAGAGGGAGCUGGGAGCGCUGGAGGAGCGGCUGAAGGAGCAGCACAGGGCCGAGACCGAGAGCCUGCAGGCCCAACAAAGAGGCGAGCUGGAGGAGCUGCGAUUAGAACAGCAGGAGCAGAUCGAGGAGAUACGUGACGAACAUGAGACUUCCUUGAUGGAGAUAGAGAUGGCUCACAAUGACACACUGGCUACUCUGCAGGAGGAGCAUGCCAGGACUGUGAAGAAUCUGAAGAUGGCCCAUGAACAGCAGACAAAGUCUCUGGAAGAAGAGUUUGAAAAGAUCAGACUGUCACUGCAGGAUCAGGUAGACACGCUGACGUUUCAGAAUCGCAGCCUCAGAGACCGAGCCAAGCGCUUCGAGGAAGCUCUGCGCAGGAGCACGGAUGAGCAGAUAGUGGAUGCUUUGGCACCGUAUAAACACAUCGAGGAGGACCUGAAGAGUCUGAAAGAAGUUCUGGAGAUGAAGAAUCAGCAGAUUCAUCAACAGGACCUGAAGAUCUCGGAACUGGAGAAAAUACAGGCUGAAAAGAAUGUGUACCUGGAGGAGAGAGUGCAGGUGUUGCAGCAGCAGAACGAGGACCUGAAGGAAAGAAUAGACAAGAACGUGGCUGUGUCAAGGCAACUCUCAGCGGAGAACGCCAACCUGCAAGUGAACGUGGAGAAGGAGAGCAACGAGAAGAAGCGGCUGAGUCGCACUAACGAGGAGCUGCUGUGGCGUCUUCAGACAGGCGAGCUGAGCCCUCGUAUGACUCCCACCUCCUCACCCAUCCAUCGACCCACCUCUGGACCGGGCUCCCCUGCUCGCCCACACUCGUACCAUCAAUGACACUGUCAGCAGAAGCUGUUGUAUCUUUGUUUCAUUUGGCAUCGGAAGCCCUGAGUUUGUUUGUUUUUUUAGACUCUUGGUUGAAUGUUCCUCUCAGUGAAAAGGAGUCAGAUUUUACCAUGUGUAGAGACACAUAUACGUUUGUUACUUAGGAGAUGUGACGCAUUUCCAAAGUCCAACCCCAGGAAUUUUUCAUCUCUGACCUAAAGAAUUGUAUUAAUGAUGAGGCCCGUAUCGUUCAAAAGGGAAAUUCUCUGCCCUCCUUUUCUUCUAUUCCACCUGAAAGACGCGCUGCAGAUUAAAGACGUGGGCGUUGCGGACUCUAGAGAGCAGGAUCAGAGUCAUGGUGCCUCAUUCCCAAGAUUUUGCCUCCAUCACCACCUUCUCAUCCAGCGCUCAGGAUGAUGGACGUACAAGACAUGGCAAACAUCAAGUACAACACAACGAACACAAGAAGCGCCUUUGCCGUCCAUUUUUCUCCCACCAGCAACGUUUGUCAAGGCACAGGCGAUACUUUGAGUACAGUCACAAACCUACCUAACAGUCAGCUACUGUGUGGAUUCUUCUCCGGGGCAUGUUUACCUUUUCAUGCUGAAAGAUUUCAUACAUCAGGAGUGUAUGAAUGACUGCUUAGCCAUCCAACCUCAACCGAUCCAUCCGUCUUUAGAUCUCAGCCUUGACCUGAAAUGUAAGAUGACAACAACAUAAUUCAUAAAUCCAUCAAACUGCCAACACAGUGUAACUAUGAUACUGAUUAUAAUUUGUAAAAAAAAAAUGUACAUGUAUUGCUCUCUUUAAAGCAUGUUCUGUCUUCCAGUUAUAUGCAUUUUAGUUUUAGGAUUACAGUGUGACGAUGCGGAGCAGAGGGGUGAAGGGGCAACACGUCCUCAUACCUAAACUAAUGAAAAUGUCGACUGCCAGUGACUCCGAAAACGACAAAUAUCACCGUUAAACAACAGCACCGUGACAGCGUACCAUCAGGAGGCGUACCGGGCCUCUGUUGUACACUCGUAGUUUGGUCAGGUUUAGGCAAGAAAACUGCUCAGUCAGGUUUAGGAAAACAUUGUGGUUUGGGUUAAAAUAAGUACGGUAGAAAGUUUAAAACUUUACCCCAACCCUCCAUCCAGUCCUCCUCCCUUUGUGGACAAUUCUCUUCAUAUUACUUGACCUGACCACCGCCGUUGCUGCUGUAUUAUUUACUAUGGCCACUAGAGGUUGCUGCCUAUCACAAGAGAUGUAACCAUGGGUGGUAAUAAGCUGCUUUCACAGUCAUCCUGUAUGGUGUUUUUUUUCUGAUGAGGAAGGUCUGGAAGGGGAAACACACGUCACCUCUCUUUUCUAAUAGAAACAGAGCAGGAUUAAGUCAAAUGAAACCAAGAAACAGAUCACUGUAUUAUACGUUUCAGACUAACUUCGCAUUUUAUUAUGUGAGACGUUGCCCCUUACCUUCAGUCGGAUCACGAAAACAAAAAAAUGUCCCUCCAUACGAAAGUGCAGGAUCUGUAGAAACCACCAAAGAGCAAAUCUUUCAACACAGCAGUUCAUCGUGUACUGUAGCGGUCACAUGUCUGGAGUUCAGUGCUGCAGAAUCUGACAUAAAUGGUGCAGACGUCGCCGUUCUCGUCAACAUGGUUUGACCUGAAUGCAUUUAAAAUCCAGUUUCUGUUCCUUCUGUUGCAGACGCACAGUUUUACAUACUUUCUUUAAGUGAACCUUAUCAUCACUCUUGCAGCUGACUCAAACGUUCUGAUUGUUUUAUGUGUCUUCUGAUUUAUUAAACAUCAGAAACCCUCAUGGACAAAAACAAAAAAAAAGAAUAUGGCUUCUAAACAUUCAACAUCAAUUGACUCUCAGUAAAAAUCCUUUGUUUUGAAUUUGAAAGAAAAGAGAAUCAUAAAAAAAACCUGCAAGCUGUUACCUCAUUUCUCAGUGUAGAGAAUAAUCUCAGGUCUUGAGGAGAAUUAUGAGUAAUAGAAGGGAAGCAACUGCCAUAGCUUUGUUUUUCUCAAUUAAUGAUACUGUUUUUUUUGUUUUUAAUCAUGAUUAUACUUUGCUCAUGUUUACUUCACCAAUCAGCUCAACUGUGUUCUGUAAGAUAGCCUUUUCUAUAAAAAUGAGUUGGAUGUACAGAAUAUGUUGAACUAUUUUAAAGAGCAUAGUGCAGUCAACACAUAUAUGAAAGUAGAUUGAAGAAAUAUUGCUUUAUUAUAAUAAUGCUGUGAUAUAAUAAUCAGCACCCCCAGACACAUACAAUUAGCUCAAACAGGGAUUUGGUUGUGGGUGAGUUGCAUUAGUUGAUGAUGUGUAUUUCAAUCUUUCCCUCCAUCAGGUACUCUGAUUGCCUCUGUGUCCCGUGGACACGACCUUGUGCUCAUUUACUGAAUGUUUGUUCGACACUAGAAUUAGAAGUUUUGUUUACAGUUUACAUCCAGUGUCGGAGCAGGUCGGUGUAUGAGGUGGAUGCUGGCACUUCAGUUGAUUGUUUACAGGACUUCUCUUGUAAAGAUUCAGUAUUUCAGAAAUUCAUGCUCUGGGUAAGUUAUAUGAAAGCAUGUCUUAAUAAUGUGCAUUAUUUCUGUUUGACAUCUCUUGUGCAUUUCAUAUAUGUAUUUAUUUAUUUAUUUAUUUAUUUGUCCUCCUCCAGAACUCCAUCUGUAGCUUAACUGGUUAAAUUAUUGUGGUCAGUGAUGAUACAUUAAUGUCUAUGUUGCACUUUGUAUUUAAGUAUUAAAUCACAAUAACAAAAU